Sphaeroforma arctica JP610 is the source of this 373-nucleotide messenger RNA. RefSeq lists its product as hypothetical. Lineage: Eukaryota; Ichthyosporea; Ichthyophonida. The record is from RefSeq and is a predicted model, not a curated record. Bases 83 to 373 code for a protein of 96 amino acids. The transcript has a single exon.
AAGCAGAACGCGCUGGUUCGUUGAAUCUGAUACUACGAUCACAAAAACUCGUCGGAUCAAAUGCGUGGAGAUAGUUGCCAACAUGAACAAUAUCUUCUCCGACCCGAAACAAUCUAAAGACGCAGUGGUGCAAGUCGCUUCGCAGUUCAACCUGUUGGAAAUGGCAGAUCCUGAUACUACUCCAACUAACGGCAUAUCUAUCUACUACUAUGAUCGCACCCAAGGGCCAGUAUGUGCUAUGCAAACACCUUAUGGUACACUCUUCAGGAACUACUUCGCUAAUGUUGUAUCCGACAAUACAAAGGUAGAUGGUACAGGUACGCUUGAGACCGGUACUGGUCAGGGACAACUAAAAACUCAGAUUAAUCUUUGA